AUGGAUGUGGGAGACCACCGUGAUCUUCUCGACCUCAUUGAUAGGCUCCGGUCGCAGGGCGUCAGCCACUAUAUAGACCUGCCCGAGAUAAUUGUUUGUGGAGACCAGUCUGCCGGAAAGAGUUCUGUUCUCGAGGCAAUUUCUGGCAGGACGUUCCCCAUCAAGGAUGGGCUUUGCACCCGUUUCGCCACUGAGCUAAUUCUUCGUCGAAGCCAGGAGGAGGGUAUCAAAGUGUCCAUCAUCCCAGGCGAGACGAGAGUCGGGGAUGACAAAGAGCGUCUCGAAAGAUGGCAACCAAGAGCAAGGGUCAAAGAGGACGGCUUGAAAGCCGUAACGGACGAGGCCAAGCAGGCCAUGGCGACCGAUUCAAGCAGUACAGGAGAUUUCUUCCAAGACACCCUCCGUAUUGAACUCACAGGGCCGGAAAUGCCACACCUUACCAUGGUAGACCUUCCAGGUCUCUUCAGGCGUGGAAGUACGGAACAAUCCGCUGAUGAUGUUAGCAUGGUCCGCGGAAUGGUAGAGAAAUAUAUGGCGCGGCCACGAAGUAUCAUCCUCGCUGUCGUGUCAGCCAAAAACGAUUACGUUCUGCAAGAGGUGACUUCGAUGGCGAAUAGGGCCGAUCCAAAGGGCCGACGCACCAUGGGUCUUAUCACAAAGCCUGAUACUUUGGAUGUCGGUUCUAGUACUGAGACACACUAUGUUCGUCUUGCUCAGAACCUUGAGUCAGAGCUUCAUCUCGGCUGGCAUACCCUUCGAAACCGAAGUUUUGAAGAACAAUGUGUUUCCUCAGCCCAACGCGAUGAAACGGAGAAGUCCUUCUUUUCUCAGGGCCUGUGGAACUGCGUUGACCCCUCAGACUGUGGAGUGGGGGCCUUGAGAGAAAAGCUCAGCAAAGUUUUGAGGGACCAGAUUCUUUCCGAACUUCCUCAUCUUGUGAGUGACGUGGAGGAUGGCCUUCGGGACUGCUCUGAUAGGUUGGAACGACUCGGUCCGCCGCGUAAUACCCCCCAGGAGCAGUUAGGCUACCUGGUACGGGUGAGUGACGAGUACACAUCCCUAAUGAUGCAGGCAGUCGAGGGAACAUAUACACACCAGCUUUUCGGAGGCCGGCGGGAGGAUAGGACAUUCUAUACAAGACUGAGAGCCGUAGUGCAGAACCAUCUCGUCGAAUUUGCAAGGAACAUGAGAUCAAACGGCCAGAAUCGUCAGAUCGUCGAUUCUGAUUGCGAGGAAGAGAGUGAUGUCGAAGUCUCUACUUCGAUUAAGAUCCUCCGAUCAGAUUAUGUCAAAGAUGUUGCGAAAAGCCUGAAGUAUAGCAAGGGACGCGAGCUCCCAGGCCUUUUUAACCCGCUUAUUGUCAGCGACCUUUUCGUUGAGCAAUGCGAACCGUGGAAGGGUAUCGUUAUGACACUUGCCACCGACAUCCUGGAAGCAGCAGUAUUUACGACUCGGCAAAUAAUUGAAAAGAUAACUGCAAGCGACAUCACCGAAAACAUUCUUGAACUCGUCGACAAAAAGAUUCAAGAAUUGCAUCUUGGAAUGGUCAAUCAGAUUCAUGCGUUGCUUCCAUCGGCGGCACAGCACCCCAUUACAUACAAUCCACAGCUAACAGAAAAUGUACGGAAGAUUAAGCAAGCUCGGCAAAAUCGCUUAGUUAAGGCUGUAGUUGCGAAGAUAUUUGGACCAUAUCGUUUCGCAAAACCAGACAGUACGGUUAGCAUAAAUCCAAUCCAGCUCGUGGACCUGGUGCAAGAGGUAGAUGAUUCAGAUAUGGAUCAGUAUGGAAGCUCAUUAGCUGUGGAUUAUAUGCAGGCAUACUACAAGGUUGCGGUUGAGCGAUUCAUCGAUGGUGUAAGUAUCUUGGCAGUUGAAAACUGCCUUAUCAGCAAGCUUCCGACUCUUCUUAAAUCACAUGAUGUUGUGAAAAUGACCAGUGUAGAGAUAUCCUUCCUUGUGGAGGAAUCCCGAGACACCUCUCUUGAAAGAGAGCGCCUUAAAAAGAAACGCGGGAUUCUUGCAGAUGGGCUCCAGACGUUGAGGAGUCUGCAAAAACGCAGCAAUUUCAUUGAAUUCCAGACACAGGAUGACGUGACAUCACAAUAUUCAGGUCAAGCGUCGGACGUAAGAACGAGCGCCACUGUUAGUGUGGAGGCAACUACUUGGUCAGUCAUCGAAGAACCUGGAGAUAUAUGGGGUAAGGUGUAUAAGGGCUAG
This is a messenger RNA of Fusarium venenatum, 2217 nucleotides long. Its product is annotated as P-loop containing nucleoside triphosphate hydrolase protein. The record is from RefSeq and is a predicted model, not a curated record. Gene Ontology annotation, cellular component: microtubule; cytoplasm; membrane. Gene Ontology annotation, molecular function: GTPase activity; microtubule binding; GTP binding. NCBI's taxonomy places the organism in Eukaryota, Fungi, Ascomycota, Sordariomycetes, Hypocreales, Nectriaceae.